GCAGUUUUUGUCGCUAUUUGCCACUGCCGCAAUGAGGUCUUGCAUCCUUGCGGCUCUUUGCUCGCUGCUGCUCCAGCUGGCGAGCGCCCACAUGGCGGUUCCCUGCCAGGGCACCACCUACUACGACUGCUACCAUUACUGCCGAGGCAGCUGCCACGGGCGGGAGUGCUUCCAUCGCUGCAACAGCGGCUGUGGCUGCCAGGAGGCUUUCAUCGUGAGGAACAACGGCGCUUGCCGGAAGCUGGAGGUGUGUCAAGUCGGCGACGACGAUGAGGACUCCCACAACGGUUCCUUACCACAGGCGAAGGUUGGAGGUGGAAGUCCGCAAUUCCCACCGGCUGGUCCUGAUCUGGGCCGCAAGCUGGCCCCGGGCUCCGAAGACUCCAAAGACGCAAAAGACGCAGAUACUGGGGAAGAAUCAACGGAUGACAAAGAUUGAUGAUGCAGCCCCACUUAGCGAUAAAUAUUUACCUCAUAGAGCACAUUUUUUCUCCACAAAUUGUGUUUAUUCGUUGUUGUUGCUCUGCUCUGCGAUAAUUGUCAACACUGAAAGCAGCACAACGAUACUCACGCAUGUGUGUAGGAAGGAUUCAAAAUAUACAAAUUAUUAUUUAGACUUGAGCGUUUA
Drosophila guanche is the source of this 628-nucleotide messenger RNA. RefSeq lists its product as uncharacterized. The transcript has a single exon. Lineage: Eukaryota; Metazoa; Arthropoda; Insecta; Diptera; Drosophilidae. The coding region runs from base 32 to 439 and encodes 135 amino acids. The record is from RefSeq and is a predicted model, not a curated record.